Symbiodinium sp. CCMP2592 is the source of this 1584-nucleotide messenger RNA. The record is from the annotation of a GenBank genome assembly. NCBI's taxonomy places the organism in Eukaryota, Dinophyceae, Suessiales, Symbiodiniaceae.
AUGUCUUUACAGUGCGACUUUGAUGAGAGCUUUUCGUCUCCUGUGCGAAGGAAACGGAAGGCUGAUGGAGAACUCGACGGGAUUUCAGGGCCCCGCUCUCACGCUGAGGCCGAUGCUUGGGUGGACUCGACAAUGAAGCUGCUGCGGGAUCGUGGGCUUCGAGAGUUUGGGGUGGAUUUCGCGGAUCGUUUGCUGCAAGCCUUGCAGCCUGGAACUGGCAUCUGCAUGAGAAGCGACUACUCUGGCUUGGGAGGGCCAGAAGAAGCUUGGUGGCAGAUUGCCAAAGCACUCAGGCUGGACCAUGAGGUUAUCACCUGCCAGCGAUGUUCAGACAUCGACGCAGCUGCCCAGUAUGUGCUCCUGCAUCGCAGCAAAGCUUCGGGCUGCAGUCGCAGCUGUUGUGUGCUUGGUGAUAUUCGGGAGCGGUGUUCAGAUGGCGUGCUGCAGGCUUUGGAAUCAUUGCAAACUGACUUUCUGGCGGAAGCCAACAGGAUUUGUGCACGAGGAAACAGUGGUGAGAGCUGCGAGAGUCGGGACGCCGUGUACAAGAGGCUGGGCAAGCAGUUCGUGAAGGAUGCUUUCGGAUUGCUAGUGCAGGAGAUGCCAGUGAUGCCAGCAACAAGCAGUGCCCCGGAUCAAGUUCAAGUGCCCUGCCUCAGUCACAACAGGAGCUGCCCUGCUUUUCCUUCGCCUCAGCAGGGCUUUUCUGGUUUGUUGUGCAGUGUGGCUGGUAUCAUAUGUUACGACUUUUCACCGAUGGGUGCUGGCAAAAGGUUUUUGGGAAACUCGGCUAUCCCAUUUCUUAUUUGGGCACGAGAGCGCCUUUGCUCACAAGAAGAUUUCUUUGUUGUGGAAUGUGUGACGAAUUUUGACGAUGAAACCUUAGCAGAGCUUCUUGCUGAUUCCUAUCAGAUGCAUACAUUGCGAGCUUGUCCAAGUCUCUUUGGACUUCCGGUGACACGUGAUCGUAAAUAUAUGGUUUUCCUCGCCAGGCGCAGCUUGGUGUGGUGCGAUGCAGUCAACUCAGUCGGGCCGCAGGAAGCUUUUCGAAAGCUUUUUGCAAGGCCAGUGGUGAUGCGGGGUGAUGAGUUGUUGCGUGCACCAGAUGCUGCAGUCCAUGACUUUGUCAGUUCAUUGGCAGUUGCUCGUGGUUUGCCAGAAUCGGGCUCCGGCAGUGUGGCAUGGAGCUGCUACUUGGCAAUGAGCCCUGCGAAUAGGCAAAGUGUGCGUGAUCAUGAGCAGAGUCUCCAGGCUGCUGGCUUUGCAGAGCAGGCAGCCGUUUUGACAAAUAUUGCCCAGCGAGCAAGCCACAUGGGUCCAGUUUUGUCUGGCUUUGCACCGGCUCUAUUGCGAUCCAGUUUGCUUUGGAGCUUCCGAUUGCGCCGUAUUGUGCUUCCCGCAGAGCAUCUUGAGUUGCAGGGUUACAGUCUGUGGGGCAACGAGGAAAGGCGAUCUGUUGUAUCAGAUGUGCUUCCCAGCCUCCGUUCUUCCUCUUUGAGAAGCCUCGCUGGAAAUGCAAUGCACAUUCAGAGCAUCGGAUCAGUUCUGAUGUUCGUGGUGUCGUGCACCGUGCGACAGCAGUAG